UGUUCCUCUACUCUACUGAGAAGGUUGUUUUUGUUCCUCUACUCUACUUGAAAAGUUAGUUUUUAUUCCUCUACUCUACUGAGAAGGUUGUUUUGUUCCUCUACUCUACUGAGAAGGUUGUUUUUGAUCUUGUACUCUACUGAGAAGGUUGUUUUGUUCCUCUACUCUAAUGAGAAGGUUGUUUUGUUCCUCUGCUCUACUGAGAAGGUCGUUUUUGUUCCUCUACUCUACUGAGAAGGUUGUUUUUGUUCCUCUACUCUAAUGAGAAGGUUGUUUUUGUUCCUCUACUCCACUUGAAAAGGUUGUUUUUGUUCCUCUGCUCUACUGAGAAGGUUGUUUUUGUUCCUCUACUCUACUGAGAAGGUUGUUUUUGUUCCUCUACUCUACUGAGGAGGUUGUUUUUGUUCCUCUCCUCUACUUGAAAAGGUUGCUUUGUUCCUCUACUCUACUUGAAAAGGUUGUUUUGUUCCUCUACUCUACUGAGAAUGUUGUUUUUGUCGCUCUACUCUACUGAGAAGGUUGUUUUUGUCCCUCUACUCUACUGAGGAGGUUGUUUUUGUUCCUCUCCUCUACUUGAAAAGGUUGCUUUGUUCCUCUACUCUACUUGAAAAGGUUGUUUUGUUCCUCUCCUCUACUUGAAAAGGUUGUUUUGUUCCUCUACUCCACUUGAGAAGGUUGGUGUUCAGAGUGCAGCCAGUAGACGAGCAGCAACAUUCAUAGUUUCCAUGACUUCAGGCAGCAGCCGAGGAUCAGAGCAGGACGUCAACACUUUUCUGUGGCUGGACUUCUUUGCAAGAUGCUGCAGGGUCCAAUAAGUUGGCGCUGGUUCCUGCUGGCCUUCUGCUUCCCUGUUGUGACCUGGUCUUUGGACCUGGAGGUCCCUGGACAAGUGGACCAGGAGGACUGGGACGCUGGUCUGGGUUCAGGGUGGUCCCACACACACGCAGACAGUCCCCAGGCGGCCCCACCCCCCCACUGCACUCAACACUUCCUGCUGCCGUCCACCUCCCAGACCUGCUGGGACGACACGGCCGGUCCGGAAGACCUGGCCAAGUCCCGCCUGCUGGUCCUGCAGAACACGGUGGCACUGCAGGCCCUGGUCUCCUCCAGCGACGUGGACCAGGGCCAGCAGGAGGCCAGGGAGGAAGUCAGCGCCAUCGUCACCGAGCACCGGACUGCCUUGGAGGCCAUGGACAAGAUGGACCAGGUCUUUGUCUCUCUGGGAGACCAGAGGAGAGACGGCACGGAGCGAGGGUUCCUGACCAGCAUGAAGGACAAGAUGGCCGACACCAGGACAGCGGGACGCGCCCGCCGGCUCACGGCCGCCGCCCUGGAGAGGAACUUGUCCACGCUGGAGGAGAGUCUGGUCGCCAUGCAGAUCAGGAUCCACAACCUCCUCCUGCGGUGACCUCAGUGUCCACAACCUCCUCCUGCGGUGGCCUCACAGGUUCCACAACCUCCUCCUGCGGUGACCUCACAGGUUCCACAACCUCCUCCUGCGGUGACCUCACAGGUUCCACAACCUCCUCCUGCGGUGACCUCACAGG
This is a messenger RNA of Nerophis lumbriciformis (worm pipefish), 1547 nucleotides long. RefSeq lists its product as uncharacterized. NCBI's taxonomy places the organism in Eukaryota, Metazoa, Chordata, Actinopteri, Syngnathiformes, Syngnathidae. The record is from RefSeq and is a predicted model, not a curated record.